Rotaria socialis is the source of this 1365-nucleotide messenger RNA. NCBI's taxonomy places the organism in Eukaryota, Metazoa, Rotifera, Eurotatoria, Philodinida, Philodinidae. The record is from the annotation of a GenBank genome assembly.
AUGGCCAUUUAUUGCUCUUAUACAUUAUAUGUUUUCUACCUACUAUUCAUUACACACUUGACUAAAAGUGCUACUAUUCGUAAUCCAUUAUAUUCACUUCAAAAUAGACACUUAGAUUCUUCAAUCACGAAUAGUGAAUAUUCAAAAUCAAAACCUUUGAUGAAACAACAACAGCGGGAUAUUCGACAGAUUGAGAAUGAUGAAAUUGCAACUGCUCUUGGUAAACUAUUUCGAUCUUUAAAUCAGACUGUUGAUACGUCUUCGUUGGAGCCAACUACGAUUAGUAGUUUAUUAAUAGAAUCAAAUUUAUCAAUGAUCGAAAGUUUUCAUGAUUUUUUCAAUCCAACAAAUUCAUCGCAAGUCAAUGAGACAAUCUUGGAAAUAUCUUCAACCGAAAAUGCAGUGUCGGACUAUUCGCUCGUACAACGUAAUCUUACGGAAGAAAGUCAAAUUGCGUUGUCAACUAUUGACAAAAUUUUACAAGAUAAUCAAACAGAUGCUCAUGACAAAAAUGAGUCUACAACCAUUGAUCAGAUUAACAUUUUACCACAGGAAAAAUACAAUCAAAAUAUUGAUGAAAUCGAACGAAUUACUUCAACAAUUCCUUUAGAUGAUACGACAAUGUCUUAUAAUGCAACAGACAAUAAUCAAACGCAUGAAUGGGGCUUAUUGUUUAAUGAUAAAUCUGAAACAAUAUCAUAUAAUGAUUCGUCUGCGAGCACAACAAGUGAUGAAUUUGCAAUAAAUUCGAAUGAAAUUAUUAUAAAUACGAAAAAAUUAUCUACUAAUGAAACUUCUAUUUUAUCAUUACAAUCAAUUAACAUUUCGAUAUGUGAUCGUUCGUGCCAAUGUUUAAAACAAUGUCCACACGGUUUUGCAAUUCUCAAUGGUACAUGUCUAUGCAAUUCACCAUGUCAAAAUUAUCAAUGUUUUGGGAAUGAUACAUGUAUUGUAAUAGACAGUGGACAACCUUUAUGUCAACCGGAAAAUCACAAUGAACAUGAUCGACCAAUUCGUUGUUAUCAACCGCAAGAUACUGGUUUUCAUGGUGCUCAUAUUCAAUAUCAUAAUCGUUGGUAUUAUAAUCCUGAUCAAGAUACUUGUCAUUUAUUUAUUUAUCGUGGUUUGGGUGGAAAUGGAAAUAAUUUUCAAACAUUACAUGAAUGCCAUUUAGAAUGCAAAAUAUGUUCUCCAUUACCUGAUCGAGGUGACUGUUUCGGUCAUGUUAAUAUGUGGUAUUAUGAUAAUAAAAACCAUAGAUGCAAACAAUUUGAAUAUUCAGGUUGUAAAGGUAAUGACAAUAAAUUUCUAAACGAAGAACAAUGUAUUGAUACAUGUAUUAAUCAAAUACUCGAUUUGUCAUAA